This is a messenger RNA of Beta vulgaris subsp. vulgaris (sugar beet), 1725 nucleotides long. Its product is annotated as probable protein phosphatase 2C 10. The record is from RefSeq and is a predicted model, not a curated record. Lineage: Eukaryota; Viridiplantae; Streptophyta; Magnoliopsida; Caryophyllales; Amaranthaceae. Gene Ontology annotation, biological process: protein dephosphorylation. The transcript is spliced from 6 exons. Gene Ontology annotation, molecular function: protein serine/threonine phosphatase activity. Bases 449 to 1291 code for a protein of 280 amino acids. Gene Ontology annotation, cellular component: cytosol; nucleus.
UCAAGGCUACUGCUACCCACCCUUUUUCUUUCCUUUUCAGUUUUCCCCUUCUUUUUAAUCCUUAAAAAAACAUCUUCUUCUUCUUCAUUCCCUAAACCUCUUUCCAACUUCACCUCCUCCCUUUCUUUUUUUUCCCCUUCAUAUAAAAAUACUUCUGUUAUCAUCAUUUAUAUAACUAUUUUGUUUUAUAUUUACCCUAACAAAUUAAAAUUCCCAUUUCUUUCUCUCUCUUCAAGGCGGUUACAGAGUUGGAUACACGCAGAAGAAAAAGAAGAAUUACUACUUCCUUAUUUCCCUAAUUUUCUCUCUCCUCUUUUCUUUCCCUAACAAUUAAAGGAUUCUCUUUAUAUCACUGAUUUUUAUACUUUGCUGCAAAUUCUGUUUUUUCAGCGUUUUAUUGGGUCUGAAUUAUAGAACUUUGAAUUGUUGCUGAUCAUCAAUUAUUUCUAUGGACUGUUUGGGUUGCUUCAAUGGUUCUGAGGUUGGUGGGCAGCAAAGUUCCUGUACUUCAGGAAAAGGAAGAAGCAAUCAACGUCAAACCACAUACGGAUACAGUCUUGUUAAAGGAAAAGCCAAUCAUCCGAUGGAGGAUUACCAUGUCGCUAAAUUUGUAACGAUGGAGGAACAUGAGAUUGGAUUGUUUGCUAUAUUUGAUGGCCAUUUGGGCGAUGCUGUACCUGCCUACCUCCAAAAAAAUCUGUUUCGCAACAUUUUUAAGGAGGAAGAGUUUUGGGUUGACCCUGGAAGAUCAAUUCCAAAGGCCUAUCAGAAGACUGACCAAGAAAUCCUGUCUCAAAAAUCUGAUAUUGCCCGAGGCGGUUCCACUGCUGUUACCGCUAUUCUUAUUAAUGGUCGAAGAUUAUGGAUCGCUAAUCUGGGAGAUUCCCGAGCAGUUCUUUCAAGAGGGGGUCAAGCUCUGCAGAUGACUGUUGAUCAUGAGCCAAACACCGACAGAGCAACCAUCGAAGGCAAAGGAGGUUUUGUCUCAAAUAUGCCAGGAGACGUCCCUAGAGUAAACGGUCAGCUAGCAGUUUCCCGUGCAUUUGGUGACAAGAGCCUUAAAUCACAUCUCCGUUCAGACCCAGAUGUACAAGAUAUGACUAUUGAUCUCAGCACUGAUCUCCUUAUUCUUGCAAGUGAUGGUCUAUGGAAGGUAAUGAAUAAUCAAGAGGCAGUUGACAUCGCAAAAAAGAUAAAAGAUCCACAGAAGGCAGCGAAACAAUUAGCAUCGGAAGCAUUGAAGAGAGAGAGCAAAGAUGACAUAUCCUGUAUUGUAGUGAGAUUUCGGUGAUAUAAACUUCUCUCAGAAGCUAUGUUAGUAAGAUAAACACACAGGUGCUGCAGAUCAUUGCCAUGAAGAUCAGGGGAAUAUGCUUGUUUGUAGACAUAAUGUUUUUUUGGUAAACUUUUUUUUCUUUACCCAGAAGAAAAAAGUUCGAAAUUUGAUGCAAAUAUUUUUAUUCUUUUGCCAGAAUGAGUUAUUCUGCCAUGUAUAAUUUGAUUUAUUAAUAACUGGAGGAAUUUGGGUGAUAGGUACUAUUCUGUGUGGUUUAAGGAUACAUGGAGAGUUUUUUUUUCUCAUUUAUAUGUUGAAGUUUGUGGAAGAUGAUAAUGAAGUGGGUUGAAUAUGUCAUUGUUCGUGUGAGGAAGACAUUGCAUUGUACAGAUGUAAUGGGGAUUGGAUUUUAUUAGUAAUAUAUAUUCAUGUGUAUAUUGAACAUCAAA